AUGGCGCGAUACUCCAUAGACGUGCUCAGGAUAUCUGCAAAUAGAUAUCCAGAGGGGGUGGCCAACGGAGCUGACCUGAUUAUCCUAGGUGGAAAUCCAUUGUUUCUACAGCACUUUCAGUUCGACUGGGUGGACUAUGGUCUUGCCAACUUAAGAUCGAACCUGCUACCCAGAAUUUGUGCACACACCCUUCCAAUUGUUAGGGUGCUGAUUCAACUUGAGAGGGAAAACCCAGGCUACUAUAGAACAAGGCCAGAAGGUUACAUGGAGCAGCGUAUGUGGAGGUGGCAUCCUUUGAUGGAAGCGAUGGCACAUCUGCUGUUUGCUCCUUCGGCCAUGAACAAUGGAGGUGGUGUCGACAAUGGAAAUGCAGGCGCCUCUUCAAGUGACAGGAACCAAGAAGAAGCAUCUCGUAACGAGAGUGAGCUGGGGAAAUGUGUUGAUGAUAGAAGGUUCAGAUAG
This is a messenger RNA of Triticum dicoccoides, 462 nucleotides long. RefSeq lists its product as uncharacterized. Bases 1 to 462 code for a protein of 153 amino acids. The transcript has 5 exons. Lineage: Eukaryota; Viridiplantae; Streptophyta; Magnoliopsida; Poales; Poaceae. The record is from RefSeq and is a predicted model, not a curated record.